Molecule: messenger RNA, 978 nt
Organism: Labrus mixtus (cuckoo wrasse)
Lineage: Eukaryota; Metazoa; Chordata; Actinopteri; Labriformes; Labridae
Product: G-protein coupled receptor 4
Exons: 3
Coding region: 1-978 (325 amino acids)
Biological process (GO): phospholipase C-activating G protein-coupled receptor signaling pathway; positive regulation of Rho protein signal transduction
Cellular component (GO): membrane
Molecular function (GO): G protein-coupled receptor activity
Source: RefSeq, a predicted model, not a curated record
AUGACACAAGGAAUUGUGUUAAGCAUCCGAGCCUCUCCCUCAAGCAGAAGCAAAUUCCUCUCCACAAUGUUCAACUCCAGUCUCAGCCCAUCUGCCAGCCUCUAUGUUAACUCCACCAGCCCUGGUGGCCCCCGUGGAACUCCACCAUGGUAUCAGUUCCCUGUAUGCGCAGUUGCACCUUACGGCUUCAUUUUCUACUUCGGGGUUAAGGUGUUUAACCUGGCAGUCGGGACACCUUGUAACUUCCUGGUCAUCUGGCAGAUUGCCACCAGGAAAAGCGACGCGUCCACCUGUGACAUCUUCAUCUUCAACCUGGCCAUUCUCGACGCAUACUUCGGUCUGAUGACGCCAAUAGAGAUGACCAACAGGCUACUACUGGAUGACAGCCGCAUUUGGUACUCUCAGCGGUUCGCCUACGGGAUCAAAGAUGUAGCUCCACUCUUUCUCGUGUGUAUUUGCCUAGACCGCUACAUGGCUGUGGUCCACCCUGUACUCUUCAGUGGAAUACGAGACAAUAAGAUCCGCAUUGGUAUAUCUGUUGUGGUCUGGGGCUUCAUUCUAGCUUACGGCUUCACCAAGUGCUUCCUAGGAGUCAUGAGUGUCAACGAGGUCUUCAGUGGUGUCAUCCUCUUUUCCUUUGCGGUCAUGGUCUUCUGCAACAUCUCUGUUAUCUGGGUCCUUAGACGCUCAGUGGCAGGAAAGGAGGAGAUGCACCCAGUGAAGAAGAAGGCCUUCAAGAUGGUUCUGAUCAUCCUCGGCAUCAUCGUAGCCAACUACCUGCCCCCUGUGGCUCUCAUGCCCUUUGUGCCCUACUACACGUUCUUGCAAUUCCGCUGCCAGAUCAGCAUCAGCGUGUUCGCCAUCAUGGAUCUGAGCUGCAGCGUUGAGCCUCUCCUCUACAUCACAAAGAUGGAGCGUGUGGAAGGCAGGUGCUGUGCACAGAGUGUUUCUAAGAAGCCUCAGGAUGACAUGGUGUGA